Messenger RNA from Conger conger (European conger), 2835 nucleotides. It is a transcript of the gene zc3h10, whose product is annotated as zinc finger CCCH-type containing 10. Gene Ontology annotation, molecular function: metal ion binding. The coding region runs from base 364 to 2040 and encodes 558 amino acids. The transcript is spliced from 3 exons. Lineage: Eukaryota; Metazoa; Chordata; Actinopteri; Anguilliformes; Congridae. The record is from RefSeq and is a predicted model, not a curated record.
GGAGCCUGUCUCUGGUGGGUGGUAUACUAAAUAUUUUGUACCUAUCGCAUGACCUGACGUCCUUUUGCUGUGUGUCGUUGUGCUGAGCCCGUAUGGCCUUUAUGUUAGCUGCCCCUUACGUAUGGCAUGGUUCUAAAGAAGAAUUAUAAUAAUCGUUCCUGAACGCGACGAAAAUCGAAACAACUGCAUGCACAGAGAACAAAUACAUGUUUGGGGAAAUUCGUAAUUUAUUGCGGGUACUGGAACGAAAGACCAAACAAAGCACUUCACAGGAGCAGAAUCUGCAUUAUCUUGGUUAACUGAGAGAGGCAGACGAAACGCCCCCCAUGUUCGCUGUGUGCCCACUGCGCAGGGCCAAGCGCUAUGCCUGACCGUGACAGUGCCUACCUGUCAGGUGGCAGUGGGGGAGGCAGCGGCGGAGUAGUGGGCGUUAGCGUUGGGGAAGAAGCGGGUGCAGGGCCUGGGCUAGUGGGGGGAGCAGGGGAAGGCAGAGGGGGAUCUGGGAGUGGGUCUUGCGGAGCGGGAGCAGCUGGCUCUGGUGCCAUGGGAGGGGGUGCGGCGCUGGGGAACGGGAGUGGCUGCGGCGGGCUGGGCCCAGGUCUGGGCCUGGACGGCGUCUGCCGGGACUUCCUGCGUAACGUGUGCAAACGCGGCAAGCGCUGUCGCUUCCGCCAUCCGGACUUCAACGAGGUGCCCGACCUGGGCGUGCAGAAGAACGAGUUCAUCUUCUGCCACGACCACCAGAACAGGGAGUGCUCCCGCGUCAACUGCCGCUUCGUCCACGGCUCCAAGGAGGACGAGGACUACUACAAGAAGACCGGGGAGCUGCCCCUCAGGCUGCGGGGGAAGGUGGCAGCCGGCCUGGGCCUGUCGCCCACGGACCUGCCCCUGAGCCGGGGAGAGGUGCCCAUCUGCAGGGACUUCCUGAAGGGCGAGUGCCAGCGUGGCAACAAGUGCAAGUUCCGCCACGUGCGGAAGGACUACGACUACGAGUAUGAGCCGGCCAGGGUGGGGGUGGGCGGCGGCCUGGGGCAGGGCGGGGGCGGGAUGGCCAGCAUCGGGGGCAGUGGGGUCGGCUGCGGGGGGGUCGGGGGGAGCAUGUCGGGUCUGGUCGGCGGAGGUGGAGGGGGAAACAUGAUGGGGUUGGGGAUGGGGUGCCCGAGUUUGGGCGGUUGCAGGGACCAGGGGAUGAUGGGGGGAGGUGGGGUAGGUGGAGUCGGCUUAGGGGGCUGCCUUUCCAUGGGUCCCCCAGGGCCGCGGCGCUUUGACAGGGGCCCCUGCGGGGUGUAUGACCCCCUGUUUGAGGGAGGGCUGUUUGAGACCGGGCCCCUGGAGGCCCCUGUGGACCACGCUGCCCUGCAGCUGAAGAGGCGGAGACUGGAGGGCCUGCGGCUAGCUGACGGUGGGGGUGGGGGCCACUACGAGCUGGGGGUGCAGACUGCCCUUCCACCGCGGCCCCUGGAGUACAGGUUUCUGGAGGAGGAAAACGCUCUGCUGAGGAAAAGGGUGGAGGAGCUAAAGAAACAGGUUUCUAACCUCAUCGCCACCAACGAGGUCCUGCUGGAUCAGAACGCCCAGUUUCGCAGCCAGGCCAAGGUUAUGACACUGUCUUCCACACCAGCGCCGUCUGAGCAGAGUAUGGCGCCCCCUGUGGGCUCGGUCAGCUCCUACAACCACAGCAUUGCCCAGACGCACACCACCUUGAGCAGCGCUGGGCUGCAGCCCCGCCCCGUCACGCAGCAGGACCUGGUGGCCCCCUCAGGCGCCCCCACCGCCCCUCCCUCCAACGCGGCCCCACCUACCGCACCCCCACCCCACCUCAACCCCGAAAUCACCCCGCUGUCUGCCGCCCUCGCCCAGACCAUCGCUCAGGGCAUGGCGCCGCCGGUCUCCAUGGCGCCUGUAGCCGUUUCCGUGGCUCCCGUCGCCGUGUCCAUGGCCCAGCCGAUGCCGGGCAUCACAAUGAGCCACGCCACCACGCCCAUGGUGUCAUACCCCAUUGCCAGCCAGAGCAUGCGCAUCACCACACUGCCACACUGAGGCAAUGGGGCCCCAUAGACUACAGCCAGAAAUCAGGCUCAGCCUUUCAGGGCAGCAACUUAAAGGGGUCUCCAUGUACAUAGAGGUGCAGCCUCUGCUCCCCUCCACUGAUACAUGCCCUCUCCCAUUGACCAGAUUGGGAGACCUGAGGGGUACCACAGUCCACCCCACAGACGAGAACUAGCGGAGGGGGGUAGUGAGGGUGGUUGGGAGCGGUGAAUUGACAAAGGUCUUGCCAUCGUACAUCUGCCUGCUCUGGGCAUUAUUGCUGAAGAGAUGUUAUUCCUUCUGUUUGUUUCUCACUUUGUAAGUUUGCAAUGUGUUCUGGGUACUUUCCCCUCUGACCACAUACACCAAAAUCUCUGCAAAUGUCGGAUAUUUGAGAUGGACAUAUGUACUGAGGCCCAUAAUCUAAAUUGACAGAAAAGGAGGCUCACUGGGGUGAAUUAAAAUUUGUUGAAUGUUUUCCCCAUGUAUGUUGAAGGAAUAAAGUAUGUAAACAAACUAUUUUGCACAAAACACAAGAAUAACAGCGCAAAGUGAAUACUGCCUGCCAUUUUGCAAAACUAGUAAAACAAUUAGGGUGGUUGUAUGAGUUGGGCCCACAGGCCCAGAGCAUAAAGUUUUUAAUGAGGACUGUGUGUUCCUUAAGACAGUGUCUUUGCUAUUUUACCUAACCAGUUAAUUUCUUGUGUUUGUAGAAAAUUGGUUGAAUUUUAUGAACCUGUAACUGGAAUAAACCUGGGGCUUCCUUUAGAAGAUCCAAAAAUCUCAUUAAAAUCUCAGACACUUUUA